AUGACCAAGACACCACUACAAACCCACCCUGGUCACCCGAAUACCUCCCCACUCCACGCCUCACCUCAAAAUCCCCAACCCCCUGACGGCAAACCUGGUUCCUGUUUAAUGCACCAUUUACUGCCUGUAAACAGUUUGCGUAAAUGUGUGUAGAUCAUCGAGUGACGGACAUGGAGGCACCUCAGCUGUCUUUACUUCAGCAGCUCAGAGAGAUGUCUCUGUCUCAUCGGGAGACCCAAGCCAAAGGAAGACCAGAGAGACAGAGAGAAGAAGAGGGAGACAUGAUUGAGAAACUGCAGAUAGGAAGGACCCCCCCCCAGCCUCUUUCCUUCUCCUGUCCAGGUGCACCGGAGAGAGAGAGAGAGAGUGAGAGAGAGAGAGAGAGAGAGAGAGAGAGAGGGGAAAUGGAGGCUCUGGCUCUUUUUCGUUUCCGUCUGUGCUUAGCUUUUGUGUGCAGCUGCAGUAAUAUAAGCCCUUCCUGUUUCUCCGAGCCCUCUGCAUGCCCGGCAAUGCCCUCACCCCUCAACAAAGAGGCCCAGAUGGAGGAGAGGGAGGCUCAGCUCCAGGAGUUGCAGGACACUAUCACAGAGUUGCACCAGGACAUCUCGCAGAAAGACCAUGACAAGCUGUGGCAGCUACAGCAGCUUCACCACCUUGAAAGCCGGGUGAAGGAACUCACUGAGGAGGUCCAAAAUUCAGAGGAGACAAUAGCCCAGCUCAAGCAGGAGAUGUCUGUGAGAACGCCAAGCAGCCUGACUCGGGAAGUGUCCACUGAUGCCUCUGGACCAAGUGGAACAGAGCUGCUGAAAGCUGAGUUGUCAUCUCGGGACGCCACCAUCGAGAGGCUUCGGCGGGAUCUGCUGCUGUCUCACCAGGCCCGCGACACCCAGUGCGCUCAGCUGGACGUCCAGGAGCAGAGGGUCUGCGAGCUGCUGCGCGAGCUGCAGGAGCGCCAGCUGGAGCUGCAGUGGGGACACGGCCGCCUCCAGCAGCUGCACAGGGAGCGCGCCGCACAGGAGAGCCAGGCCGAGCAGCUCCGCGCUCAGCUCUCCGAGGUCAGAGGGCGUCUCUCACUAGUGGAGGUCGAGAAUGAGGCUCUCCUGGGAUUCAAACGGGAGCAAGGGGCCGAGGUGGAGAGGCUCAGUGCAGAGCUUAGCUCCAUGCGAGCAGCUCAGGAGUUGGAGCGUGCCGAGACCGCUGAAGCCCAGAGGAGGUGUGGAGAGCUGCAGGCCAAGCUAGACCUCACCUGCACGCAGCUCCAAGAGAGCCAACACACCGCUCAGGAGGCUGCCAGGAAGGCGCAGGAGGACAGCCAGGAGCUGCAGUGGGAGCUGAAGAGCCUCAAGUCUCAGCUGGACUCUGUCAAUCAGCAGCUGCAGGACAAGUCUUCAGAGCUGCGGAGCGUCCAGAAGACAUGGGAGGAACUGCGGAACAGAGAGCACGAGUGGGAGAGCGAGAGGGACGCCCUGCAGGCCCGACUCCACCAGACCCGAGAGGAGCUCCACAGCGCCACUCGCAGGCAGCAGCAAGAGAAAGACACCCAGAUUGAGGAGCUUCAGCGCCAAGUCGACCGGACACUGGCACAACUGGAGCAGGAGAGGGAGGACUGGACUACGGAGGAGGUGAGAAGGUCACGAGAGGAGCAACUUCAGCUGGUGGAAAAGGUGAGGCAAGGUGAACGUCGUGUGGAGGAGCUGCAGGUAACCUUGGAGCAGGCAGAGCAGGAGCAGCACACCUGGCGUCAGCAGCAGGAGUGCGAGCUGCGGGAGUGGAGGGAGGGCUUUAGGACCGCCUCGGAGGCGCUGCGGCUGAGGGAGGUUGAUGUGGAGGAGGCCAGACGCGACCGAGACGCAUCCCUCAAGAGCCUCCGUCUGCUGGAGGAGCAGAGAUACAGCCUCGGCCUACACACACACAGCCUGCAGGAUAGCCUGCAGCAGCUGCAGACACAGCUUGCUCUGCGGGAGGAAAAGAUGGUUGCUGCGGUCCAGGAGGCCAGCGUCCUCCGAGAGAAACUGGAGAGCCAAGAGGAGAAGGUCACAGCUGUACUCCAGCAGCUGCAGGCCUCCCAGGAUGCAUUGCAGAGUCUGGGCACAGAGCUGAAGUCCUGCAGGAAGGAACUAAAGGACCAGGAGGCCCAGCAUGCAGAGCAGGAGAGCAGAUCCACCCAGCUCAAGGCUGACCUGCUCCAGCUGCAACAGCAGUACUCCUCCUGCUAUUCUCAGCUGGUGCAGGAGGAGAGGCAGGUGUCUCGUCUGAAGUUGGAGCUCCAGGCUGCGGAGGAGCAAAGGGUCAGGCUGUCGGCCCAGGAGUCUGACCUGAGUUCUGAGAACCAGCGUCUGCAGGGCGAGCUCAGCCUGCUCAGCCACAGGCACAGCAGCACACAGCAGGAGGUUGCUGGUAGGGAUGACGCCGUGCUGAGACUGACCGCUGAACGGACCGCAGCACAGGAGCGCCUCAAGUCCACUCAGCAGGAGCUGUUGCAGCGGGUGGAGGAGGUGCAGAGUGUGAGGGAGGAGCUGAGGAGGGCCCAGGAGGAGCUGAGGAGGGCCCAGGAGGAGCGGAGCCAGAGGGAAGAGGUGCUGCAGAGUCAGCAACUCAAAGUCCAGCAACUGCAGCAGGAGAGAGAAGACCUACUCACAGAGGGUGCGAGCCAGCAGGAGGCGCUGUGUGAGCUGCGUCAGCGGCAGGCAGAGGCGCAGGCCCAGCGGGAGCGGGAGCAGCAGGAGGCCCACAUGCGCCUGCAGCAGCAGCGCGCCGCCACCGAGCGACUCCGGGAGGACCUGGAGACAGCGCAGGGACAGCUCCGGGACGCCGAGGAACAGAGCGCGCAGAGGGAGGCCCAACUGCGCUCCCAUGAUGCCGAGCUGGCGCGGCUGAGGGCAGGCCUGCUGGAGGCCCAGAGCGCUGCGACCGAGGCGGAGGUCAGACUGCAGCCGCUCUCCCACUCCCUGGAGCUCCACCAGCACAAGUACCAGGCCUGUCUGGGCAAGAUCGCCCAGCUGGAGAGCAGCCUGCAGGCCAGGGAAGAGGACCUGAAGGAGGCCAUGGCACAGAUCGGUGAGCGUGACGAGGAGGUGCUGCGUCUGCGUGCCCAGGCGGUGGCACUGCAGGGCGACCUGAAGGCCCAGAGCACCCAGUUGGAGAGCGGCGACGACGCACUGAGCGCGCUCAGCCAGAGCCUGCGCCACACUCAGCAGCAGCUGCAGCACAGCCGGCAGCACGCGCACGAGUGCGAAAUGGUCAUCGGCACGCUCCGACACAGCGUCGCAGACCUGCGCAGACAGGCUGAAGAGCAAGAGGAGGCUGUGGUAAAAGUCCAGGCUGAUCUGUCGGUGUAUAGAGCUACUCACACCCACCCCGACACGGACUACGACCAUCAGCUGAGCCGUGUACAGGAUCUGGAGCAGGCCCUCACUCAGGCGAUAGAGAAGUGUGGCCAAGCGUCUCAGGAGCUGAGUGUGUACCAGGUGGAGAGGCAGCAGCUGAGGGACGAGGGCCAUAGACUGGCCCAGCUCAGAGACAACAGCACCGCAGAGGUGCUUCUUCUGCAGAAGCAGAUUGGCCAACUGCGAGAGGAGGUGCAGAGUGGUGAGCGUAGAAGGCAGGAGGAGGUGAGUGCGCUCCAGCAGAGAGCGGUCAGACUAGAGGAGCAGCUUCAGGCUGCACAGAAGGAGUGCACUCAGAAAGACCAGGCGGUGAAGAGGCGCGAGGCCCUGCUGCGGCAGUCGGAGGCCGACCUGCGUGAGGCGGGCGAGCGUCUGCGGGGGAAGGCCCAGGAAGCGGAGCGGCAUGCGGCCGGGGCCCAGGGCCUGGAGGCCGAGCUGCAGAGGGCGCGCCGCGACAGGAGGCAGCGGGAGAGCGAGUGCACCACGCUCAGGGCCGAGCUGCUGCAGCUCCGAGACGAGCUCAAGGAGAGCCACACCGGAACCAGAGACAUCGCCCAGGAGCUGGCGCGUGAGCAGGAGAAGGCUGUGCUACUGGAGGGUGGUCAGCAGCGUGCCCAGGAGCAGCUGGCGGAGCGGGUGGCCGAGCUGGUGCGGGCCGAGCAGGUCCAGCGCAGGCAGCAGGCCGAGCUGAGGAGACUCCAGGAACGGCUGGACAACACUGAGGCCGAGCUCCUCUCCACCAGGAGCCAGGUGGAGCGUCUGGAGGGGGAGGUGGCGGAGGGUAGGCAGGCCCUGCUGGAUGCGCAGCAGGAUGGGGUGAAGCAGCGCGAGGAGGCCCUCAGGCUGGAGGUGGAGCUGGGCCGCAACACAGAGGCACAGGACAGCCUGCAGCUCCAGCUGAAGGAGCAGGCGGAUGCGUGCCGUGCCCUGCGGGCUGAGCUGGCCCAGGAGCAGGAGCAGCAGCAGGAGCAGCUGAGCUGGGCACGGGGCAGCCGCAACAGAGAGGCCGCUCUGGAGGCCGACAGGGACCAGCUGAGGACCAGACUCCAGUCUGCCAAGAGCCUGCUGAAGGAGCAGGAGCAGCUGAUUGGCCGACUGAAGAAGGAGCAGGGUGUGUGCCAGACGCAGCUACACAAGCUCCAAAAGGAGCUGGAGAGCAAGGAGACAGACGCCAAGCACAGAGCGGAAGAGGUGUCCUUGUUGCAGGCCUCAGUGAGCCAGCUGAGGCAGGAGCUGGAGCAAUUGCGGGCCAGCGGGCGUCAGGAGGUGGAGGAGGCGUCCGCCACCCAGAGGAGACUCCAGGAGCUGCAGCUACAGCUGACCUCUGCACAGGGCUCCCACAGAGAGAGCAUGGCACUGCUGGCCGAGCGCAGUCGUGAGCUGGCGUCGGUGCGUGGUGAGCUGUGUCGGCUGCAGCAGCGUGUCUCCCAGCAGGCGGAGCAGCGCUCGGUGCGGGAGGAGCGGCAGAGACAGCAGACCACCGAGCUACAGCGGAGACGCAGCGAGAGCCAGCUCAGCCAGGAGCAGGUGCGUAUGUAUGAGGGGCGUGUGGCGGAGCUGAAUGCCCAGCUCUUGCGGGCGCAGCAGUGGGGGCAGCAGCAGCUGGCAGCGCUGCAGGAGCGGGAGGAGGAGGUGGUGGCACUGAAGGUGGAGGUGGCCUCCGUCAGGGAGAAGUACCACACCACCCUGGCACAGGUGGAGGCAUUGCGCUCUCAGAUGGAGUCCACUGAGCAGAAGUACUUGACUGCUGUAUGUGAGGUGGAGGCACUGCGCCAGUCUCUGGGGGAUGCCCGCUCCGACAGCACCCGCCUGCACCACCACAGCCAGCUGGUCGUCACCAACAUCAACCAGUGGGUGGACGAGCAGAAGCAAGCCAAUGAGAAAAUGUCCCAAAAGAUCAAAGACCAGAGUAAAACAAUCAUCCAUCUGACAGCAGAGAAAGAUCACCUGCAGGAGACUGUUGAGAGCCUUCAUCAGGAGAUCAGAAGGCUGAAAACAGAAGUGGAUGAGAGGAGGAUGGAGAUGCACAGGCUCAAGGCAAAACACGAGUGUGUGGAUGACCUCUCCAGUGCGUUAGGAGCACAUCCACAUCCACUGCAUACAGCAGAGCCAAGUCGGAACGACCAAGCGGGCUCUUAAUGCACUGAAGCAAAAGUGCUUGGGUCCGCAACCUUUCACGCCUUCACCUCCCCUUUACGUGAUUGAAUAGUUAAUGACUUUGACUUUCCAGAGAGAGAGAGAGAGCAUGGGGCCCAGGGCCUGACCAUGUUUAUGCCUGCCGCACUUGUCUGCCUGUCUGCCACACGCACGUACACACACACACGCACACACACACAUGCACACACAUAGACACACAAGAACACACAUGCACACACCUGCUUGCCUGUCUGUCUGCCUGCUGGCGUGGCCCCACAUGGUCAGCUGCUGGCCCCCUGCCCACACGCUCUGACUCAACACUUGACCGGUGAUCUGCUGGCACUCUAGCUGACAGUGCCGGCCAGGAAUGUGGCUCCCCUGGCCGUCUUCCUGGCCCUCCAGCUCCUGGUUCUUUUCAGCCAUAUUGGCGGCAAAACAGCUUCAGAUGUUUCUCUCUUGUGUGUUUUUCAUCUGUCCAUUCUCCUCUGCCUACCUUGUCUCUGUCUCUUAUCUGCUUGCUGAUACACGUGUAGGCAAACAGCUCUCUGUCUCGCACAUUUAUACACAUUUGCACAGGCCCACUCUACACACAUACACACAUGCAAAUGCAUACGGCACAUCUUCCUUCUGUCACACACUCUAUCUCUCCUUUUCUGUUUCUCACAAGACACACACAUACAAACACACACACACACACACACACACACACACACACAUACACACAUGCUGUCUUUCACUGAGGUCCACACUCCCACAUUAACAGCAUCACACCUCGUUAGCGCAUCCUGUGCUCUUCAUUGUGGCAGAAUCUGACCCUGUCUAAUUGCGUGCCCAUGGCUUGUGCACGUGCGCUUGUUUGCUCCGCUCCGGCUGACGCUGACAUGGUGACUGCUUAUUUAUUCUCCUCGGGGCUCGUCUAGCGCAUUACAAUGAUUGACUCAUUUCAUUCCACACACAUUUUCACCCCUGACGAUUAUUUGAUCAGCUCACAGCUCCCCUAACAUACACACGCACACACACACACACACAAACACACACACCGUACUCCCACCCCCACAUCUCGACUCUCGGCCCCACACUUGUUAGAAAGUCCUAAUGCCAGCCAGCCACUUUAUUAUUAUUCACACCCCUCAUUGUCUCUUCUGCUAAUUACCCACGCCGGAGUGUAUCUUGCCCCUUUUCUCUUUUUUCCCCUUUUGCGUGUGUGUCCGUGAGCCUGUUUGUCCCGCCGGAAUUAAGUGGCUCGAAAGGGCACGCAUUAGCAAUGCAGCCGGAAUGGCCAACUAGCCAAUUGCGUAUGCAAAGCCUCCAGACGCGCACAAAAAACAACCAUCUCUGAGAGAGAGAAAAAAACAGAAGAAAGAAUAGGGCCGCGUUAGCGCAGGAGGAGCUCAGCUAAAUGAGCAGACAGGGCAUUUGCAUUCAUUUAGGGGAGAGAGUGCAGGCGCAGCACUGGCAGUCAGGUAAGGCCGUGGCCCUUUUGUUUGGACGUGAAUGAAGAGCGAGUGGGGUUGCACCCCAAGCCUUGUCCCUGAUGCACACAGGAGUUUGGUUAAUGAUGAACGUGCUGCUCAGCUCACCGCUCGGCUGCUUCUUAGCUGACCCUGACCCUCUUGACCCCCAACUCCACCAACCCAGCCCUUCACACAGCAGUCAGGUCAGCCGGGAGACACUCUCCCCAGCACUCAGCCACAGCUGCAGGGAGAGACAGAGCCCCAGCCCCAUCCAGGGAUCCCUAGAGCAGGAGCAGGAGCCAGAGGUGCACAGGGACAGCAGGGCAC
Messenger RNA from Alosa sapidissima (American shad), 7303 nucleotides. Its product is annotated as trichohyalin. NCBI's taxonomy places the organism in Eukaryota, Metazoa, Chordata, Actinopteri, Clupeiformes, Clupeidae. Bases 144 to 5525 code for a protein of 1793 amino acids. The transcript has 40 exons. The record is from RefSeq and is a predicted model, not a curated record. Gene Ontology annotation, biological process: spermatogenesis.